AUGGAAUUUGCCGAACGGUGGAUACAGCUUGUGAUGAUGGGCGUUAAAACCGUGUCGUACUCUGUUCUGGUAAAUGGUCAUCGUUUCCAAACCUUCACUCCGAGCAGAGGGAUACGGCAGGGCGACCCGUUAUCACCCUAUCUCAUCCUGCUUUGUGCGGAGGGAUUGUCAGCCUAUACAGCCAAGGCGGUGGAGGAAAAACGGCUACAUGGGCUGCAGGUGAAUCGGGGAGCCCCGGUGAUUACCUAUCUUUUUUUCGCUGACGAUAGUAUCUUUUUUGCCAGGGCUACUCAGGAGGAAUGUCUGGCGCUAAAAAAUAUACUUCACGCUUACGAGCUCGAGUAUGGACAGAUGGUUAACUUCCACAAGUGGGAAGUCUCCUUCUCGGCGAAUGUGAAGCCUCACAGCAAGCUUAUUACCAGCGGAACCCUCCAGAUGCAGCCAGUAGAAAAGCAUCAGAAAUAUCUGGGGCUGGUCACGGAGGUGGGACGAGACAAAAAAGACCUCUUUGCGGGUUUGAAGGAACGGAUAAGGCAGAAGCUGAAAGGUUGGAAGGAAAAAUCUAUGUCUGUAGCAGCCCGAUAA
Linum trigynum is the source of this 585-nucleotide messenger RNA. Lineage: Eukaryota; Viridiplantae; Streptophyta; Magnoliopsida; Malpighiales; Linaceae. The record is from the annotation of a GenBank genome assembly.